UAUUUUUAUAUUUUUGAGUGGCAAUUCCUGCUUUCCCUAGUCUAGAUAAAAUCUUCAACUAACUAGUUAAUUUUGGGGAAAAUGAUACCCUACUCUAGACCCAAACGCUCUGAUUUAUAUACCCUAUCCUAGAGUAAACUGCUUGAAAACCAUACCCUUCGCACACGCCUAUAUAGCCCAUAUAUGGCAGUGCUCCCCCCCCCCACCGGGGCUGUAAGACACGUUAGCGGGGUCAAAAUGUCAGACUUGUUGAUCGAUGAUCUGUGUUGUACUAGGCACUCUAUUAUUCAUUUUAACGAUGAAUUCUCUUUGUAAUCUUAGAACCCUUACUAAAGACAGGAAGGAGCAAUAACAACAUGACAGCAAACAAAAGUCUAUCGAUUACAAUGAAUGUACAAGGCAAUAUCACAACAUCUGAGCCCACGAUGGCCAUGCACAGUGAGCUAGAGCACAUUUUAAUGAGCGGAAGCCUGAUACUGAUUAUGAUGGCUACUCUGGUUGGCAACGGCACCGUCUGUUUAGCAGUUUACUGACGUCGUAAACUGCGCACGCGUACUAACAUGUUCAUUAUUAACCUAUCAUGUGCCGACAUUGGAGUUGCGGUGCUUUGCAUGCCAUUUUCAUUGGUCACGUGCUUGCGUCACGGCUGGGUGCUAGGCGAUGCCUUGUGCAAGUUGAGUGGGUUCGUUAACAUAUUGUUUUGCUUGACAUCUCUACUUACGCUGACCGCUAUAAGUGUGGAGAAGUAUUUUGCCAUCUGUAAGCCGCUGUACCACAGGUACUUGAGCCGAAAGUUUGCCUUGGGUCUCCUGUUAUGGACUUGGAUUCUGCCAAACAUUAUUGCCUGUGUACCUUUCUUUGGUAUCGCUCAGUAUGAAUUUAAACCAGGUAUCUUUUCAUGUGUGUUAAUAACAGUUAGUACCACUCAGUGUGGAGUCCGGUUUCCUCCAAUCUUGCUGAAAAAGUGUACCGCAACGUUUGUUAUUCUCUGUGGUUUUGUAAUACCGCUCAGCAUCAUGGAAUUUACUUACAGCAACAUUUUCCGCUCAGCCAGGCGUCACGCUCGGCGGGUCAGUCGAGUCUCGUUUUCAAGCACGUGUAGUACCAACUCCACCACGGCCCACAGACAAGUAGCGGUUACUGUGCUGAUCUUAUUUGUGGUUUUUCUGCUGUGUUGGCUGCCAUAUUUCCUAUAUGUAGUGUUAGUCAGUGUGGCGAGCGCCUCGCUAUCAGCUGAUCGCAGAGUUAUAGCCUUGGGCAAGGCCGCCUACUGGUGCGAGUUUGCAAGCAGUGCACUUAAUCCUUACAUUUACGGUUUCCGUAAUCCACACUUCAGAGAGGAAUUUCAGUUCCUACUCUGUUGGCUGUACGCGAUGACGUAAUUGUCACGAGACCGAAAGUGUUUUUGGGACACGUUGAAUGUUAUUACUUUGUAUGAGAAGCCAUAUUGAAAUUUUGUACGAAGUGAAUCCUUCAAAAUCCUUGUAAUCCUCAGUCGGUAGAGCAUGAGACAGCUUAAUCUCAAGG
Molecule: messenger RNA, 1527 nt
Organism: Orbicella faveolata
Lineage: Eukaryota; Metazoa; Cnidaria; Anthozoa; Scleractinia; Merulinidae
Product: galanin receptor type 1-like
Biological process (GO): G protein-coupled receptor signaling pathway
Cellular component (GO): membrane
Molecular function (GO): G protein-coupled receptor activity
Source: RefSeq, a predicted model, not a curated record